This is a messenger RNA of Cornus florida, 671 nucleotides long. RefSeq names its product small ubiquitin-related modifier 1-like. Lineage: Eukaryota; Viridiplantae; Streptophyta; Magnoliopsida; Cornales; Cornaceae. Bases 126 to 467 code for a protein of 113 amino acids. Gene Ontology annotation, biological process: protein sumoylation. The transcript has 3 exons. Gene Ontology annotation, molecular function: ubiquitin-like protein ligase binding; protein tag activity. Gene Ontology annotation, cellular component: nucleus. The record is from RefSeq and is a predicted model, not a curated record.
GGAUUGGAUGCCGUGUGAGAAGCACCAAGCGUUCCAAAGCGUGUAUAUAAAGGGCUCGCCCCCCUCGUGUGUGUGUGUGUGUAAAUUCUUUGGAAUAUAGAGAGAAAAACCUUGAGAGACUGAUAAUGUCGGCCACUGCUGGUGGUAGUGGUGGUGCUGGUGCUGGUGGUAGUGGUGGUGAAGACAAGAAGCCUACAGAUCAAUCUGUCCAUAUUAACCUCAAAGUCAAGGGUCAGGACGGGAACGAGGUGUUCUUUAGAAUCAAGCGCAGCACCCAAUUGAGGAAGCUCAUGACUGCAUACUGUGACCGACAGUCUGUGGAGUUGACCUCCAUUGCUUUCUUGUUUGAUGGACGUCGACUUCGACCAGAGCAAACUCCAGAUGAGCUUGAGAUGGAGGACGGCGAUGAAAUUGACGCAAUGCUGCAUCAAACUGGAGGUUCUUAUGAACAUCUAUAUAUGUAUUGAUAUAUAUAUAUAUAUAUAUAUAUAUAUAUAUAUAUAUAUAUAUAUGUAUUGAUAAAGCAUGGCGGGGAAAGUUGCUACAAAGUUUCUGAAACACUCUCAACUUAUGGAGACAACCUGUAAAGUAAAAAGGAAUUGGUGGUCUUUCUUUGUUUGAGGCUUUUGAUGGGUAUCAAUGUCGGAUAAUGCUGGUUUUACUGGUCUUAA